Molecule: messenger RNA, 594 nt
Organism: Funneliformis mosseae
Lineage: Eukaryota; Fungi; Glomeromycota; Glomeromycetes; Glomerales; Glomeraceae
Source: the annotation of a GenBank genome assembly
AUGACUGACGUAGAGCAAAUGAAAUCAGUCGCCGAUACUCUUCGGCCAGUUGUUGUGUCCGGACCAUCGGGGUCAGGCAAGUCCACAUUGCUCAGACGUCUCUUUAAAGAUUAUCCCGAUAAGUUCGGGUUCAGUGUGUCUCAUACCACUCGUUCCCCUCGUCAGGGAGAAGAAAAUGGCGUUCAUUAUCAUUUUGUAACACGUAACGAGUUUGUGAAUCUAAUCAAUCAGAAUAAAUUUGUUGAACAUGCAGAAUUCUCGGGAAAUCUAUAUGGAACUAGCAUUGAAGCGAUCAGGUCCGUUUCAUCCCUGGGAAAAAUUUGUAUUUUGGACAUUGAAUUAAAUGGGGUGAAAGCUGUCAAGAAGACCGAUCUUAAUGCACGAUUCGUCUUUAUCAAGCCACCUUCAUUGGAAGCUCUCGAAAAGAGGCUCCUCGGUCGCAAUACCGAGACCAAAGAAUCCAUACAAGCGCGUCUGAAUGCUGCAAAAGAAGAAUUAGCUUAUGCGGAUCAAGAAGGCUCACAUGAUAUAAUCAUCGUAAAUGACGAUUUAGACACUGCAUAUGAAAGGCUUAAAAAUUUCAUUGUUGAAUAA